UAAUGUCACAAUAAGUUCUCUGGGAAGUGGUUAAAGGAAACAAUGCCUUUUUGGUUAAGAGAAAUGGAUUGACAUUGUCAACAGAUCCAUUCAAUAACACAGGUGUAUAGACAUAUAGCAGUACAGGUAAUUGGGUCGAUGUAAUUAUUUUAAAGGAUUCAUCAGUAAGAAUGCAGUUGGUGUUGUUCCAACCUCAGGAAAAGUUAAUUAGAUUAACAAUAUUAAUUUGGUCGCAAAGAAGAGCACAAAAUUCUAAUAAGUUGAUAGAAAAGCUAAAAACACUCAAUCAGUUUAUGCCUCAACUUUGGCUGUUAAACAUGGAGUACACACUGCUUCCAGAGUAAUUAUUUUAUUAAUAUUCUUAGGUUAUCAGAAAGAGAUUCGGUACUUCAAGAGUUGGAUUACAAAAGGCAGCUCUUAGAAAGUUGGUAAAGUUAAACAGAGCAAAUGCAGUCAGAAGAAGAAAUGAAUUAGCUGCUGCUAAAGCUUAAAAGAAAUGAU
Messenger RNA from Paramecium pentaurelia, 501 nucleotides. The record is from the annotation of a GenBank genome assembly. Lineage: Eukaryota; Ciliophora; Oligohymenophorea; Peniculida; Parameciidae.